Messenger RNA from Dipodomys ordii (Ord's kangaroo rat), 8496 nucleotides. RefSeq names its product bromodomain adjacent to zinc finger domain, 2A (gene Baz2a). Gene Ontology annotation, molecular function: protein binding; DNA binding. The coding region runs from base 292 to 5862 and encodes 1856 amino acids. The transcript is spliced from 30 exons. Gene Ontology annotation, cellular component: rDNA heterochromatin. Lineage: Eukaryota; Metazoa; Chordata; Mammalia; Rodentia; Heteromyidae. The record is from RefSeq and is a predicted model, not a curated record.
CAGCCAAGUGGUCCCAACCAGGAGCCCUUCAAGCCUGACAUGGACUAGAAUCGAGUUGUCUGGACCCAGAGCCUAGCCUCCAAUCCCUAUGCUCAGGAAUCUUUCCAACGCCCAAGGCCCUGCAGAUGUCGUCAGGAAAGUGGUGAUCUAGGCAGGCCCAGGCUGCCCGGACAGGACAGAAGAAAUGGAGGCAAACGACCAUUUUACUUUACUGGCCUUCCCCCCGCACCUGCUGCCUCAGGACUGAAACCCUCUCCUUCAGGGGAGGGCCUCUACACUAACGGGUCUCCCAUGAACUUCCCUCAGCAAGGGAAAAGUUUGAAUGGGGAUGUGAAUGUUAAUGGCUUAUCUACUGUAUCUCACACUACUACUUCAGGGAUUUUGAACUCUGCUCCCCACUCCUCCAGCACCUCACACCUCCAUCACCCCAACGUGGCCUAUGACUGUCUCUGGAACUACUCGCAGUACCCACCUGCCAAUCCUGGCAGCAACCUCAAGGACCCACCCCUUCUCUCUCAGUUCUCGGGGGGACAGUACCCACUGAAUGGCAUCCUUGGGGGCAGCCGGCAACCUUCAUCCCCAAGUCACAACACUAACCUUCGGGCUGGGAGCCAAGAGUUCUGGGCCAACGGUACCCAGAGUCCCAUGGGGCUUAACUUUGACUCACAGGAACUAUAUGAUUCCUUUCCUGACCAGAAUUUUGAGGUGAUGCCCAAUGGACCCCCAAGUUUUUUCACCUCCCCACAGACUUCUCCUAUGUUGGGAUCUAGCAUCCAGACCUUUGCGCCCUCCCAGGAGGUGGGCAGUGGUAUCCAUCCCGAUGAGGCAGCAGAAAAGGAGCUGACUUCAGUUGUGGCAGAGAAUGGCACUGGCUUGGUUGGCAGCCUGGAGCUAGAGGAAGAACAACCAGAACUCAAGAUGUGUGGCUACAAUGGCUCUGUUCCUUCUGUGGAAUCAUUACACCAAGAGGUCUCAGUUCUGGUUCCUGAUCCCACAGUGAGCUGUUUAGAUGAUCCUUCACAUCUUCCUGAUCAACUGGAAGACACUCCAAUACUCAGUGAAGAUUCUCUUGAGCCCUUUGACUCUCUGGCACCAGAGCCAGUGAGUGGAGGACUUUAUGGUAUAGAUGACACAGAGCUGAUAGGAGCAGAGGACAAGCUGCCUCUUGAAGACAACCCUGUGAUCUCUGCCCUAGAUUGCCCAUCCCUCAAUAAUGCUACUGCCUUCAGUCUCCUAGCAGAUGAGAGUCAAACAUCAGCCUCUAUCUUUGCCAGCCCCACCUCUCCACCUGUCUUAGGGGAGUCUGUCCUGCAAGAUAACAGCUUUGACAUGAAUAAUGGCAGUGAUGCUGAACAAGAAGAAAUGGAGACUCAGGCUUCAGACUUCCCUCCACCCCUAACCCAGCCAGCCCCUGACCAGUCAUCCACUCUUCAAUUACAUCCAGCAGUCUCACCAACAGCCUCCUCCAAAAUCUCGCCAGAAGUUUCCCCAGCACUUUCUCCAGAAGCUUCUCCCCAUCUCACCUCUCCGGCAGUCUUCCCAACAGUCUCUACCACUUCCUCAACAAUCCUCCCGGCAGUCUCUGCAGAAGCCUCCUUUAUAGCUCCAGUAGCCUUCCCACAAGCCUCCCCUGUAACUUCUCCAGCAGCUGCCUUCCCAGCAGCCUCUCCAGCAGACAAAGAUGCCCACACCUUCCCUGAAGCUGCUGCUGAUCUGGAAGAGAUCUCCGAAGGAGUCAAAACUUCUGGUAGCAGUGAUGUUCUGAGGAGACGUAUUGCCACUCCAGAAGAAGUCCGUCUUCCCCUCCAACAUGGGUGGCGGCGAGAGGUGCGUAUCAAGAAGGGAAGCCACCGAUGGCAAGGGGAGACAUGGUAUUAUGGCCCCUGUGGGAAGAGGAUGAAACAAUUUCCAGAAGUUAUCAAGUACCUGAGUCGCAAUGUGGUACAUGGUGUCCGUCGUGAACACUUCAGCUUCAGUCCUCGUAUGCCUGUUGGAGAUUUCUUUGAAGAGAGAGAGACAUCAGAGGGCUUGCAGUGGGUACAACUCUCAGCAGAAGAGAUUCCAUCCAGGAUUCAAGCAAUUACUGGCAAACGGGGCCGACCUCGAAAUAAUGAGAAGGCUAAAACCAAGGAAGUCUCCAAGGUGAAACGUGGCCGAGGUCGACCACCUAAAGUCAAAAUCCCUGAGCUUUUGAGUAAGACAGACAACCGCCUCCUAAAGAAAUUGGAGGUUCAAGAAACAACAAAUGAGGAAGAUAAAACAAAGAUGAGUAAAAGCAAAAAGAAGAUGAGGCAGAAGGUACAACGGGGAGAGUGUCAGACUCCUAUCCAAGGGCAGGCCAGAAACAAGCGGAAACAAGAUACCAAGAACUUAAAGCAAAAGGACACUAAGAAGAAAUUUAAGGCUGAGAAGGAAAAGAUAAAGGUAAAGCAGGAAAAGCUGAAGGAAAAAGUGAAGAGGGAAAAGAAAGAGAAGGUAAAAAUGAAGGAAAAGGAGGGGGUGGCCAAAGCGAAGCCAGCUUGUAAAGCAGAUAAGACCCUGGCCACACAGAAGCGCCUGGAGGAACGACAGAGGCAACAGGUGAUCUUGGAGGAGAUGAAGAAGCCCACUGAAGAUAUGUGUCUGGCUGACCACCAGCCUCUGCCUGACUUCACACGCAUCCCUGGUUUGACAUUGCCCAGUAGGGCCUUCUCAGACUGCUUGACUGUUGUGGAGUUCCUGCAUAGUUUUGGCAAGGUGCUGGGCUUUGACCCUACCAAAGAUGUACCUAGCCUGGGGGUCCUGCAGGAGGGACUCUUGUGUCAAGGCGACAGCUUGGGCAAGGUUCAAGACUUGCUGGUGAGACUCCUGAAGGCUGCACUCCAUGAUCCUGGCUUGCCCUCCUACUGUCAGUCCCUAAAGAUCUUGGGAGAGAAGGUGUCUGAGAUCCCUUUGACAAGAGACAAUGUGUCUGAGAUUCUGCGCUGCUUCCUCAUGGCAUAUGGAGUGGAGCCAACCUUCUGUGACAGCCUGCGCACCCAGCCUUUUCAGGCCCAGCCACCUCAACAGAAAGCUGCCGUUCUGGCCUUCCUUGUGCAUGAGCUCAAUGGCUCCACCCUCAUCAUCAAUGAGAUUGACAAGACUCUGGAGAGUAUGUCCAGCUAUAGGAAAAACAAGUGGAUUGUUGAAGGCCGGCUCCGGAGACUGAAAACUGCUCUGGCCAAACGAACUGGGCGACCUGAGGUAGAGAUGGAAGGGUCAGAGGAAGGUCUGGGACGCAGGCGCAGUUCUCGGAUCAUGGAAGAAACUAGCGGCAUGGAAGAAGAGGAAGAAGAAGAGGCUAUAACAGUUGUCCAUGGCCGUAAAAGUCGAAGAGAUGGAGAGGUUGAUGCUAUAUCAUCUAGCAUUCCGGAGUUAGAGCGUCAGAUAGAAAAACUCAGUAAGCGUCAGCUCUUCUUUCGCAAAAAGCUGCUAUACUCAUCUCAGAUGCUACGGGCAGUCUCCUUGGGUCAAGACCGUUACAGACGCCGUUACUGGGUAUUGCCAUAUUUGGCUGGAAUCUUUGUGGAAGGAUCUGAGGGGAGCUUAGUUCCUGAAGAUGUGAUAAAGCAGGAAACUGACUCCCUAAAGGUGGCAACCCAUCCAGCAUCCAGCCCUGCCCUCUUGUCUGUGAAGAAGGAGUUACCUGGCUCCAACACUCCUGCUGCUUCUCCUGCCCGGACCCGAGGCCGACCUCGAAAAACGAAGCCUGGCUCUAUGCAACCUAGGCACAUUAAGUCCUCUGCUAGGGGUCAGGAUUCAGAACCACCUCAGGCCCAGCUUCAGCCAGAGACUCAGUCCCAUCCUCAGCUUCUGGUUCCUCCCCAGCCCCAGCUUCAGUCCAAUCCUCAAUCCCAUAAUGGAUUUCUGGAGCCAGAAGGUUCCCCUUUGUCUUUGGGCCAGAGCCAGCAUGACCUUAGCCAGUCAGCCUUCCUGUCUUGGCUGAGCCAGACUCAGAGCCACGGCUCCCUGUUAAGUAGCUCAGUCCUCACACCCGAUAGCAGCCCAGGAAAACUAGACCCAGCCCCUUCACAACCCCCAGAGGAGCCAGAGCUUGAUGAGACAGAAUCUGGCCCUGAUCCUCAAGCACCCUGGUUUAGCUUCUCAGCCCAGAUACCCUGCAAUGCUGCCCCUACGCCACCCCCUGCAGUUUCUGAGGACCAACCCACUUCCUCUCCUCAGCUGUCUGCCUUUUCCAAGCCAAUGAAUAGACUCAGUGCUGCCAAUCCCUGUUUUCCAGUGCAGUUCUCUUCUACUCCCUUGCCCGGGGUGGUCCCUAAGAGGAGAGCAGGUGACUCUGGAGAAAUGUCACAGAGUCCCACAGGGCUAGGGCAGCCAAAACGGAGAGGGAGACCUCCUAGCAAGUUCUUCAAACAGAUGGAGCACCGAUACCUAUCCCAGUUGACAGCCCAGCCUGUCCCUCCUGAGAUGUGCUCAGGCUGGUGGUGGAUCAGAGAUCCUGAGACAUUGGAUGCAAUACUUAAGACUCUCCAUCCUCGAGGCAUCCGGGAGAAGGCACUUCACAAACACCUUAACAAGCACAGGGACUUCUUGCAGGAAGUCUGCUUACGGCCCUCAACUGAUCCCAUCUUUGAGCCCAGCCAGCUACCUGCCUUUCAAGAAGAGAUUAUGGGCUGGUCCCCCAAAGAGAAGACAUAUGAGACAGACCUAGCUGUGCUUCAGUGGGUAGAGGAGCUGGAGCAGCGAGUUAUCCUGUCUGAUCUGCAAAUUCGGGGCUGGACAUGUCCUAGCCCAGACUCUACCCGUGAAGAUUUGGCCUACUGUGAGCAUCUGCCUGACUCCCAGGAGGACAUCACCUGGAGAGGUCGGAUCAAGGAAGGACUGGUACCUCAGCGAAAAAGUACUAACCCUCUGGACCUGGCUGUGAUGCGACUGGCUGCCUUGGAACAGAAUGUGGAGCGACGGUACCUGCGGGAGCCUCUCUGGCCAGCCCAUGAGGUGGUGCUGGAGAAGGCCCUGCUCAGCACACCCAAUGGUGCCCCUGAGGGCACUACAACAGAGAUAUCAUAUGAGAUCACUCCUCGAGUUCGUGUCUGGCGUCAGACACUUGAGCGGUGCCGGAGUGCAGCCCAGGUGUGCUUGUGCAUGAGCCAGUUGGAGCGGUCCAUUGCCUGGGAGAAGUCUGUCAACAAAGUGACCUGUCUAGUCUGCCGGAAGGGUGACAAUGAUGAAUUUCUUCUGCUUUGUGAUGGAUGUGACCGUGGCUGCCACAUUUAUUGCCAUCGGCCCAAAAUGGAGGCUGUCCCAGAAGGUGAUUGGUUUUGUGCCGUCUGUUUGGCCCAGCAGGUAGAGGAAGAAUUCACUCAGAAGCCUGGCUUCCCAAAGCGAGGCCAGAAGCGGAAGAGUGGUUUUUCGCUGAACUUUCCAGAGGGUGAUAGCCGCCGACGCCGCGUACUAUCAAGGGGCCAAGAAAGCCCAGCAGUGCCUCGGUACUCAGAAGGACUUAGUGUGUCUCCUUCCAAGCGGCGGCGAUUCUCAAUGCGGAGCCAGCACAGAGAUCUUACGUUCUGCGAGAUUAUCCUGAUGGAGAUGGAGUCCCAUGAUGCAGCCUGGCCUUUCCUGGAGCCUGUGAACCCACGCUUGGUGAGCGGGUACCGACGCAUCAUCAAGAACCCUAUGGAUUUCUCCACCAUGCGGGAACGGCUGCUCCGGGGAGGGUAUACCAGCUCAGAGGAGUUUGCAGCUGAUGCCCUCUUGGUCUUUGACAACUGCCAGACCUUCAAUGAGGAUGACUCUGAAGUUGGCAAGGCUGGGCACAUCAUGCGCCGCUUCUUUGAGAGCCGCUGGGAGGAGUUUUAUCAGGGAAAACAGGCCAAUCUGUGAGGCAAGGGAGGUGUGGCAUUUUCCCCUCCUUCCAACAGAAAAACCUGCCAUUCUCACCUGCUGAUGCUGCCCUGGGUCCAGACUCAAGUCAGAUAAUAGCCCUGACUUUUGACCCUGCCCUUGGCAGCACCCACGUCCUCUUGUCCCCAGUUCCCUUUUUUCCCUUCCUCUCUUGCUCCUCAAGUAAGAGGUGCAGAGAUGAGGUCCUCCUGGACUGAAAGCCAAAAAAGAAAGAAAGAAAAAUAAUUUUUCUUUUCUGUUUUAUUUCCUGAUUAAAAAAUGGGGAGGGGAAAGAAGUCCCUAUUUCCUCUUCCCAGCUUCCUCUCCUUCCCUGUUCAUGCCCCAGCAUUCUGGGGUUAUUUAACAAUAGCAAUAGUUCUAGUGAAUGUGUGAAACCGAGAAACACUCUGUACUGUGUGCGGACCCGCAGUGACGGCCAGUAAAGUGGACUUAACUCCCAAGUGUGUCGAGCCGGACACCGGGCCCUGAACAUGCUGCUUCCAUGUUCAGUCUCUUCCCUGCUUCUCACUUUCUCUCUUUUUUUUCUUUUUCCUUUCCUCCCACCCCAUUUUUCAGAUUUUUCUCUCAUCCAAUAAUAUAAAACUUAUCGUGUACGGGUUCUUUCCUCCCCAAUCUUUUUCUCCUUCAAAAGAAAAAAAAAAGUUCAGAGGUCCCUGUCUUUCUCUGUCCUCAUCUUCCUGCCAAUAACUAUCCUUCUAAAAUGUUGUAUCCUCCUCACAUGCUGAGUUUCCAGCCUUUUCUGAAACUCAGUGGCUGGGGAGAGGGCAGGCAGGCACCCUGAGCCUUCCAGCCUCCUUCCCAAAUCUCCCUCUUGGGAACUCCUCAGGGACAACUACUGCUGAGUUGGGGUGCACCUCCGAAGUGGAGGCCAAGUAGCAAUUGACUGGCCUCAGAGAAAGGAAGAGAGAAAGGCAUUGUGUUUGCACGUAUGUGUGCAUGUAAAAGUGUGUGUGUGUGUGUGUGUGUGAGAGAGAGAGAGAGCUAGACACCCAAGAUAGAGUGAGCAAGCAAGUGUGAGUGACCCUGUUUUGUUUGAUAGGAUCCAUUCAGUCUCCCCAAGUGUCUGUUUCUAUUCCCACCUUUCCUAUUGUUGCAUACUAAUACUUUUAUCUUUGGGAAACCACAGGAACUCUUUGUCUGGGGACAAGGCUGUCUCUCUCCUCUCUCCUGGUCAUUUCUCUUCCAUCCUCUUCAAACUGUGCAAUCUUUCAGCAGGAACUCCCUCUCCUCUCAGUAGCUUUGAGUCUGAAGCUUUUGCAGGGAGAAGGGUAGAACUGGAUCUUUCCUAACCCAUGACCAUCCAUGGGUUUAGUUGUGUUUUCUUCAUCUACUUCAUAGCCCAUACCCCUUCCCUAGCAGCAGAGACCCUGGAGGACAGGAGAGGCUGGGAGGAGGGGUUUUGGGUCCACAACUGCCCUAUGUGUGACUGUGCCCAAAGUAAGCCCCCAAUAUGUGAGAGGAAAGCUGCUAACUCCAAACUAUAGCCAUGGGCCUCUGGCCCCCUGCUUUCCUGCUCAGCAGAGCCCCUUCCAUUAGAGAUUACGGGUACUUGCACUGGGGAGGUGGCUGCUGGCUGGCCUAAGCAGAGAGCUGAGGCAUCCAAGAAAUGUUCCAUUGGGGGGGGGGGGCACCAGGCAAGAUGGAGCGUUCCUUAUACUUAUGGCAGCACUGAGGGGGUGGGGCAGUGUAGGUCCUGGGCAGUCCCUUUAUCCUUUAUGUCCCUUCUCCCCCCAUAGCCUAUUUCUAAAGUCGCCUUUUCUGUCAGAUAAACCUCAAAACUUUUAAUUUUAUUUGAGAUUUUUUUUUGCUUUUAAAUAAGAGGUGGAUUGAAGAAUAUUUGAAUUGACUUUAUAUUAUGCAUAAAUAUUUAUAUUUUAUCUAAAUAACUGCGCCGUAACAAAUUUUGUGUUAGAUGUUUGGAACUGUUAUAGUUGGGGGCUCCACUUUUCUCCCCAUGGCAAUUUUCCUGGCCUAAAAUGUCCUACUAGAGUAAUUCAUGGUUGGCGGUGAGGUGGAGACAGGGAGUGAAGUCUCAGUUGUUCCUGCUUUGUGUUCCUCUCCCGGCUCCAUCUCUCCUUAGGGACCAGGCACUCUUAAAAUGGGGUGGAGUCCUAGACUCAGUUUGAAGAAGUCAGGGCUGCAGAGGGUGUGGGGAUAAGGCAUGAUCAGAGGAGCCAUUUUUUUCCUCAUCCUCACUGCCCCCUGGAGUUAGGUGGAUUUUCCAUAUUGUGUAUUUGCUAAGGAAGGCAGGUUAAGGUAAAAGGACAGCCCACCCCCAGCCCCUCUGUUUCCCUCCCCAUUAGUCUGGUAACAGCUUAAAAAAAAACCACACCAUCAACACCAAGUUUCAAUGUUCCUUUUACAACAAAAGGGACUGACUUUUUAUAUAACCAAAUGUGGUGUUUUAGUGACUUUUUGAUAAUGUACAGUUUUUUGUGAAUUUAAAUUUAUUUCUUUCUAUAUUUUUAGGACCAAUCUCAUUUUUAAUAAGGUUUAAAAAAGGAAAAAAAAAGCCUAGAGAAAAAAAACAACCUGUUUUUGCCAUGUGAUGUUCCACAAGUGCAGCUGUAGAAAAGUGCUUGUCAGUUGAAUAAAAACCACAUUUGAUAGAGA